AUGGAGAACAAUUUCGAACACACAAGCGCGACCACAAGGGAGUUUACACUCGAAUUCUUGGAACAAAUUACCGAUAAGUUUUCUGAGGAGCACAUCAUUGGUCGUGGUGGGUAUGGAGUAGUUUACAAGGGAGUAUUGGAAAAUGGGGAAGAGAUUGCUCUCAAAAAGCUUCAUCACAUGCCGGGACUUGACGACACGCAAUUUAGGAAUGAGUUUAAUAAUCUUAUGAGGGCCCAACAUCCAAAUAUUAUCCGGUUGGUUCGCUAUUGCUAUAAUCUAGGACAUCAACGCAUUAAGUACGAUGGUGAAUAUAUUUUUGCCCUUGUGGAAGAAAGAGUUCUUUGCUUUGAAUAUUUGCAUGCUGGAAGCCUUGACAAACAUAUUUCUGACGAAUCUUGUGGACUCGAUUGGCAGGCACGUUUCAAAAUUAUUAAGGGAGUUUGUGAGGGUUUAAAUUACCUUCAUAAUGGAUCCAGAGAUCCUAUUUACCAUCUUGACUUGAAACCUGCAAACAUAUUAUUAGACCAGAACAUGGUCCCAAAAAUUGGAGAUUUUGGUUUGUCAAGACUUUUCCCUUCAGUACAAACCUAUAUCACUAUUAAAAUUAUAGGAACACCCGGAUACAUGCCACCAGAAUACAUCGAGAGAUAUGAAAUCACAUCAAAGUAUGACGUAUUCAGUUUGGGUGUUGUAAUCGUGCGGAUAGUGGCAGGAGAUGAAGGCUACUCCAAAUGUGCGCAUAUGUCUUCAUAA
Molecule: messenger RNA, 753 nt
Organism: Triticum turgidum subsp. durum (durum wheat)
Lineage: Eukaryota; Viridiplantae; Streptophyta; Magnoliopsida; Poales; Poaceae
Source: the annotation of a GenBank genome assembly